AUGAAAGCCGUGGUGAGAAGCGUGGCUGUUGCGCCCAUCAGGGGCUACCUGCAUGGCUUUGGUAUCCCUGACCCCGAAGGGCUCUGUCAAGUUGUCGAAAAGGACUUUGAACGGCAGGAAUUCUUUGAAGACGAGGGCUGGGGCUUAACGGUGGAUAUUAACAUCGGUGUUAUCGACUGGGAGUUCGCUGCUUUGGGAAGAGGAGCAAAUGGGAACAUGGCGCAGCUGCUGGCCCACUUGCACCUCUACCUGAUUGCUUGGAAAUUCUCUACGGGUCAAAAAGCUCGUGUUCCCGCGGGCAUUGAGCGUCUGAUGGAGACGCUUUGUCUUGAAUAUUACCACUACAACAGCCGGAAGGCCAGCCUCGACUACGGAAAGGAGGAGCUAGACAACGUGGAUCACCCCGGGAGAGGCGAUUCUAGGGAAAUACCGGUUUGGCAGCAGGUAUUCAGAUCGGCUCUGAUUCUUCAUGGGCGCGAGAUGAUUAAUAAUGCCGUUGAGACUGGUUGGGGCGAAUUCUACGAGGACGGGAGCAAAGAGGGUGAAAAGCGAUUGGUCCAGCGCAUGAUAGGCACCGGCGUCCGGUGUAUUCAGCUUGCCGGGGCGUCGAUUAAUGGCUUUAUCCAAAAGGAGCAUUUCGAGGAUGUGUGCCGGAGCAGGGAGGCCGCGGUGAUAUCUGCAUUGGUUCUGAAGCGGGAUAGAUUAUUCACGAAGGAUGAUGGGGCCUGA
Messenger RNA from Coccidioides immitis RS, 729 nucleotides. RefSeq lists its product as uncharacterized. The transcript is spliced from 2 exons. The coding region runs from base 1 to 729 and encodes 242 amino acids. NCBI's taxonomy places the organism in Eukaryota, Fungi, Ascomycota, Eurotiomycetes, Onygenales, Onygenaceae. The record is from RefSeq and is a predicted model, not a curated record.